Molecule: messenger RNA, 609 nt
Organism: Cryptomeria japonica (Japanese cedar)
Lineage: Eukaryota; Viridiplantae; Streptophyta; Pinopsida; Cupressales; Cupressaceae
Product: transcription factor bHLH101-like
Exons: 3
Coding region: 1-609 (202 amino acids)
Biological process (GO): regulation of transcription by RNA polymerase II
Cellular component (GO): RNA polymerase II transcription regulator complex
Molecular function (GO): RNA polymerase II transcription regulatory region sequence-specific DNA binding; DNA-binding transcription factor activity, RNA polymerase II-specific
Source: RefSeq, a predicted model, not a curated record
AUGUGUGCUCUGCGUGAAAUUCUCUGCUUUCCCAAUUACUCUGAAAUCAUCCAACAGGAAGUUGUUGAAUUAGAUGAAUUGUUCGUGUGUUCAAAUGAGGAGAGCACAGAUUUUAAGGAGAAGAAUUUGAGCAUUCCUGCUGUUGUAUGUGGAGUUCUGGAAUAUAUUCCCUGGUUGCAGAAGCGAGUUGAGAUUCUUGUCCGGAAAAGAGAUGAACUUUUAUCCAUCAGACAAAUUUCCCAAAGAUCAAAUGAUGGGCUGCGGAAUGAGGCAAAUUUUGAACAGCAUUUGGAGCAAAACUAUGGAGUUUUAUUUGAUGUGAGAGUAAAUAUGAGUGCAAUGGCGAGGGCAGAAGAGGUGGUGAUUACAGUAGAAUCUCCGCCAUUUGUGUUUUCUGAUUUAUUGGUGUUGCUCAUGAAAGAUAAUUUGAAUGUGUUGAACGCUUCUAUGUUCGUCUCCGAUGGCAUAGUCUUGCACACCAUUCAUCUUAAGGUGAUGAAAAGUUCAAGUUUGCAGUUGGGUGCUGUUCGGUCCAAGAUCUUGGUUGUAUGCCACAAAUCCCUGCAAGGCCGUGUUUUACAGCAAUGCAAAGCCCAUAUUACCAUCUAA